Molecule: messenger RNA, 3973 nt
Organism: Hypanus sabinus (Atlantic stingray)
Lineage: Eukaryota; Metazoa; Chordata; Chondrichthyes; Myliobatiformes; Dasyatidae
Product: NACHT, LRR and PYD domains-containing protein 3-like
Exons: 10
Coding region: 639-3317 (892 amino acids)
Cellular component (GO): cytoplasm
Molecular function (GO): protein binding
Source: RefSeq, a predicted model, not a curated record
UGUAUGGAACUUGGUGUCACAGAGUGUGGUUGAGGCUGCCAUUUAGGUAUAUUUAAGGCAGAGGUUAAUAUAUUUGUGAUUUGAAGGUAGUUUCAAAUAUGGAGGAAUAUGUUGGAAUAUAACUCAGCCAUGGAUUGAAUUGUAGAGCAGAUGCGAUGGACUAAAUCAGUAAUUCUGUUCUUGUGGCUCAUGUCCCACCAUGAUUGAAUGACGACUCCUUCAUCACCCAUACCAGGUUUUGUAACGUGCGAGGGAUAUUUACAGAUUUUUUCAGUACGAUCAUUGUAUUUAUCUUAAAUGUUUAAAUUUCACUUUCUUUGGAACAUUGAACAAAAGUGUUCUCCUUUGUAUUGGUAACGCGGUUUAUUAUCUCUCUGGUUAAAGUUUGACCUGUGUUGAGAGGUUUAUUGGAAGAAGAGCCCACAACUGGAAGCGAACCACAACUGAAAAUGAAAGAACAGCAGCAGGUGAACCAGGGCUGAGAGCAUCAGCUGGAGAGAACGCCUCUGACUCAGGGUGUCCUUUGAUUUCGUCAGGAGAAAGACUGUUCAGGGGAUCACCAGCAGGUGGAGCUUUCCUGCACCAGGACCAUUGUGUAAACAAGAAGAGACUAUCAACAAUCACAAGUCAGAAACAGAAUGGACACAGAUCUGAAUUCCGCUAUCUCCAAGUUCUUCUCAAACUGUGAGGAUCACCAACUGUUCUGGUUGACGAUAUUCUACAUGGAGCGACUGCAGCAGGCUUUUGAAGAGGGUGUGGAGGAGCUCGGCCUCAUCUUAACAGGCAAGGAUCGCUGCACCGCACGACAGUAUCAUAGCGUGACUGAGCUCGUGGAGAAGGGAAACCGAGCGGGCGCUUCCAAGCUCCUCCUGGAUCUGGUGAUGGAGAAGGGCUCCGGGGCCCGGAGGGUGAUGUGGGACUCCUUUGUGAAACUGCACUACCAUUUACCGAAACUGAGCAGAAUACUGAAUGAAAUACGGGAACGUGGUGACGGCCAGUUCGACUACAUGGACGCUGAGCCGGGUUUUUCUGAAAUGCCAAGAGAUCUAAAAGACGUUCGACGGAAACACAUGGAGACUCUGCGGAAACAAACUGAAACAUUGAGAGCGAGCACGAUCCUGAUGAGGGAGAAGGUGAAGGUUUUCCAGCUGCUUGAUCGAUACGCUGAGCUCACGGUUAUUUCUACUGUUCAAGAUUGGGCACUUGUGGAACAUGAGCUGCUGGCAAGAGGCAGAGACCACGAGGAGUGGAGAGAGAAACAUAUCCAAGGAGAGGUGGACAAAAUCCGGACGGAUGAGUUUUUCCAGAUGUGCUUUGUUAAAAAACUGAGAAGAUCUUUCUUUGGAAUGAAAUCCGGGAAGUUCGCAGCAGUGGCCGGAGUCGCGGGGAUCGGGAAAACGACAAUGGUACAAAAGAUUGUUUACGACUGGGCCACGGGAAAAAUAUACCAACAGUUCCAGUUUGUCUUCAGUUUCAAAUUCAGAGAUUUAAACAACUUUAACUGCGGAAUAAACCUCAGGGAACUGAUACUGCAUCAGUAUCCUUACUUUGUGAAUUGCCUGAGAGAGGUCUGGAAACACCCAGAGGUGUUGCUGUUUAUAUUUGAUGGUCUGGAUGAAUUCGAGGACAGAUUCAAUUUUGCUGAGGGUCGGAGAUACACAGAAUCUCAGUACACAGAUCCUGAAUUCCGGUGCAAAGUGUCUGAUAUUGUGUACAGUUUAAUCCAGGGUCAGCUGCUCCCAGGGUGUUCAGUGCUGGUGACCACACGCCCUACUGCAUUACAUUUCUUGGAAAAGGCAGAGAUUUGUACCUGGACUGAAAUCCUGGGAUUUGUUGGUGAGGAAUGGAAGGAAUUUUUCAUCAGAUAUUUUGAAGACGAGACGGUGACGGCAGCUGUUUUCAAACACCUGGAGGAAAACGAGAUCCUGCACACCAUGAGCUACAACCCCUCCUACUGCCGAGUCCUCGCUAUGGCACUGGGCCCCUUCUUCACACAAAGAGUCAUGGACCCUCAGCGAGUUCCCAAGACCAUCACCCAAGUGUACUCCUACUACUUUUACAAAAUCCUGAAAAACCACGGCCAAGAGAUCGAGAACCCCCGUGAUGUGUUACUCAGGGUUGGUCAGAUGGCCUUCAGAGGAGUGUCCGAGAAGAAGAUUGUGUUUACUGAUGCUGAUUUGAUCAACUACAAUCUGCAGCCUUCCCAGUUCCUGUCAGGAUUCCUGAUGGAGCUUUUGGAGAGAGAGGAUUCUGCCCUUUGUGUGGUAUACAAAUUCCCACACCUCACCAUUCAAGAGUUUGUAGCUGCAGUCGCAAUAUUUAUGAAUCCACAUCCCGGGGAUAUCCUGAAAUCCCUCACUGAAGCCUGCAAUACAACAGAUGGGCGAUUUGAGUUAUUUCUCCGUUUUGUUGCUGGUCUCUCCUCGCCAAUAACAGCUCGGAGUCUGGAGGAGUUUCUGGGCCCAUUUCAUCAUGAAGCAACCUGCCGGGUGAUUGACUGGGUGAAGGAGGAGGUUAAACGCCUGAGUGGAAACACAAGGAGUGAAGCUGGCAAAAGGAGCCGCCUGAACGCAUUGCACUACCUGUUUGAGUCUCAGAAUCGAGGUCUGGCUCAGGCCACAAUGGGAUCUGUGGAAAAACUUUCAUUCCGUGGAAUGACACUGACCCCGAUUGACUGCACGAUCCUGUCUCAUGUCAUCGGGGUCUGUGAUACAAUAAAACAUCUCGACCUGGAGAGCUGCCACAUUCAGUGUGAUGGAAUGCAGCGACUUGGAGCCGGACUGUACAAGUGCCUGGAGUUGGGACUCGGGGGGAAUGUACUGGGAGAUUCAGGAGUGAAACUGUUGUCUGCGGCUCUGAGGAACCCGGAGUGUAAAAUACAGAAAAUGCGGCUGCAGAGUGUCGAUCUCACAUGUUCUGUUGCCGAGGAUCUCGCCUCCGCUCUCAGUACAAACUCAACACUGAAGGGGCUGGACCUGAGUGAAAAUGAACUGGGAGAUUCAGGAGUGAAAAUGGUAUCUGCGGCUCUGAGGAACCCGGAGUGUAAAAUACAGACACUACGGCUGUACCGUGUCGGUCUGACAGAUUCUAGUGCUAAGGAUCUCCUCUCCGCUCUCAGUAGAAACCCAUCACUGACGGUACUGAGCCUGAAUUCAAACUCGCUCACAGACCGAUCUGUCCCCGCUCUCCGCCGCCUUAUACCGACCCUUCCCAGUCUGCAAUGGAUCAGCCUGUGGAGCAAUAAUUUCAGUCAGGUCGGGAGGAAGGAACUGAAAUCCCUGCAGGGACCCAGAAGCGGACUGGCAGUGGCCGUGUGAACAUCUAAAUGUGUGGACAUCCCCGCCCGCGGAAUGGGGAAACUUCGGCCGUAUCUACGCCCUCCCCUUUAUCUCCCCCCCCCCAUUUAACAUCAGCCCUUACCUUUAAUAGCCGCUCGCCAGUUCUAAUUCCCAACCGUUCUAAUGGAACUGGCUCCAGUCUCGCGCUCUGUGAAUCGUAAGCAAUCUCGCAGUGACGUAUUUCCACCUGUUGUCUGGCGGCGCUGCUUCCUUCCGCGGGAUGUCCGGCUUCGAGACUGCCCCUGGUGAGACCGUGGGGAAUUACACAGACAGAACAGGCCGGGGCCGGGGCCAGUCUGGGACUGCAGUGUCCCUGAAUGGGAUUAUCCGGAGAGAAACAUUUUCUUCACUUUGCUGAGGACGGUGCAUUGGGCAGUCUGGCCGAUAUAAUGAUGUUAAUUUGACAGAUCCCUCGGCAGUGACCGUGGAUCGGCAGGGAUCCUGAAGUGUGAUGUUAUUAUCAACGGUUCCCCGAUGCAGAGUGGCGAUGAUAAAGCGGUACUGAUUAUUCAAGCUGUUACUCGUUGAGGCCGGUCAGUUAAUUGUGUGACUGUGUGAAUCGUGAGCAGCUUAUUUAUUCCCGCAAGUUAGCAGAUCACAUGUUCUUUAAUUUAUGUUUGUCAUGAUGAAAUCAA